Messenger RNA from Sciurus carolinensis (gray squirrel), 2237 nucleotides. RefSeq names its product regulator of G protein signaling 16 (gene Rgs16). The coding region runs from base 97 to 702 and encodes 201 amino acids. NCBI's taxonomy places the organism in Eukaryota, Metazoa, Chordata, Mammalia, Rodentia, Sciuridae. The transcript is spliced from 5 exons. The record is from RefSeq and is a predicted model, not a curated record.
CCGGCCGGUGCGCGCUGAGGCCCUCGCCCGCCCCUCGCGAGCCCCUUGGAACGCGCCACCAUCCUCCUCAGGACGUGCUGCCCAGCACCUGCAACCAUGUGUCGCACCCUGGCCACCUUCCCCACCACCUGCCUGGAGAGAGCCAAAGAAUUCAAGACGCGUCUGGGAAUCUUUCUUCACAAAUCAGAGCUGGGCUCUGAUUCUGGGAAUGUUGGCAAGUUCGAGUGGGGCAGUAAACACAAUAAAGAGGGAAGCUUCUCAGAAGAUGUGCUGGGGUGGAGAGAGUCCUUUGACUUGCUGCUGAGCAGUAAAAAUGGAGUGGCUGCUUUCCACGCCUUCCUGAAGACAGAGUUCAGUGAGGAGAACCUGGAGUUCUGGCUGGCCUGCGAGGAGUUCAAGAAGAUCCGAUCUGCUGCCAAGCUGGCCUCCAGGGCUCACCGCAUCUUUGAUGAGUUCAUUCGCAGUGAAGCCCCUAAAGAGGUGAACAUAGACCACGAGACCCGGGAGCUGACCAGGACGAACCUGCAGGCCACCACUGCCAGGUGCUUCGAGGUGGCUCAGGGGAAGACACGCACCUUGAUGGAGAAGGACUCCUACCCGCGUUUCCUCAAGUCGCCCGCCUACCAAGACCUGGCCGCCCGAGCCUGUGCCGCCUCCGCCUGUACGUCCGGCUGCAGCCCGGCGGAGCCCUCACACACCUGAGCCUUCGGGCCCUGAGGAAGCUGGUGGGCAGAGAGGUGGAGUCACCCAUCCCCGAGGCGCCACCCCUGUGUGGGAGGCAGGUUCUGCCCAGCAAGUGCAAGAGGACAGUGGCGGGAAAGGGCGCUCCAGAGCCACCUGGGAACAGCAGCCUCUCCCCAGAGACUGUGGGCUCAGGCUCCCCGCUUCCAGGAGCUGCGGGGAAGGGCCACAUGGGGUCGGUGCGGGGCUCUUUGGGGAUGAGAUUGGUGGUGCGGCAGUUAGCACUGGCUCUUGACCUUCCCACGGGGGCAAGCAGGUAUUUCAGGGUGGCUUGGGCAACUUGAAGAAGAGUGAGGGAAGGAGGCAACUGGAUCAGCCGUUGGUCUGUGGGGCAGGUGACUUCGAUUCUAUCACAGAAGGAGCCAUGGGUGUGGAGUCUUCCCAUUGUGCCCUCCUCUCCUACCCGGGCUCACCCCAGGGUCCCUUAGCUUAUGCUCCUCUGUGUCCUUCCUCACAGUCCUCUCAAGGCCAACAUGAUUCUUGCCUAGAAUGAGAUGUUUAUACCUCAAAAACUGGCCUUUGAGCCCCUUAGCAGGUCUGUAGCAAAUCCUGAGAGGAGGCCAUCUUGAGCUUGUGGACCCAGCGGGGUGCUCUUGGUGGCCUCCUGCAGGUGGCCCCUGACGAUGCUUGCAGCAGGCCCACCUGUGAGCAGGGUCCUCUGGGGGGCUUCUGAGCCCUGUGCUGCCCUUGAAGGUAGGGCUAGGAGGAGGGAGGAGGGAGAAGGGAUGUCGUGGGGGCAGGUGACCCCGCUCCCACACCAGCGGUGUGGAACGGGGAGAGAAGGGUACUCUGGCAAUACCUGAAAGUCCUGCUGAAAUCAAGCCACUGUUUCCUGUGGACAUGAGAAUAGGGAAAAAGAAAUGCCCUAUGGUGACCGGACAUCUUUCCUACACACAGAAGAUGCACCACUGGGAUGUUGGGGAAGAGGGCAGGGACCACUGUGGCCCCAGGACAGAAGGUAGAAGUUGUGAGUGAAGCUGAGAGCAGGGCUGCUUGGGAAGGCGGGACUGGGGACAUCAGAACUUGCCUGUCACCUCAGGGCCUCACCGAACAAACAUUCCAGGAUAGGAUUUCCUGCACCAGAGCCCAGGUGGGAGCCCCUUGUGCCCCGGGAUCGCCAACACUGUUCUCUCUGCACUUGAACUCCUCCAGGAGGAAAUUUAUGUAAGCGUCAUGUUUUGUGGCGGUGUGCCAAUUGUCAUAGCAUAUUACUUUUGUUACCGUGUCGCCGUUGUUAUUUAUUGUUGUCAUUUCCGUUCGUCUCUACUGGAGAAUCUCAGCAGCAGUUGCUGCCUGCCUGUCCCCUCCUCCACCAGACUCUACCUCUGAGCGUGCUGGGAACCGCUAGGGCUUGUCAGGAACUCCUUGUUGUUUAAAUAUUUAUUUAUUGUUGACAAAGGGAGCUGGGUUCCUUAAUGAGUGAUGUAUACAAUGCCUGUUUUCUUGUUUCAGCAUGUUAUAUUCUUGUAAAAUAAAAAUAAAACAUAAAUGCCACA